This is a messenger RNA of Rhopilema esculentum, 2046 nucleotides long. NCBI's taxonomy places the organism in Eukaryota, Metazoa, Cnidaria, Scyphozoa, Rhizostomeae, Rhizostomatidae. The record is from RefSeq and is a predicted model, not a curated record.
AGAUAGUGUUGGAUCAAAUUUUAGCUCAUAUGUUAAAAAUAUUGGUCAAUUGUUGGUGUGCAGCAGGUUUUUUUAGGUCGCACUCUCUUGGCCCCUUCCAUUAUAUUCAGGGACUGCAGAACGGAGAUUACUGAAAAGGCUUAGCCAAAAAAGUUCCAAAAUGUAUGUAAAACCAUAAAAUUAAUUGCCUUGUUUUCGUUUGUAAGCAUGUUAACCACCACCCCACCUUCCCCCCAGAAAAGACUGUCAGCUCCUUGGUUGUUAAUUUGUUCCGUCUGAAUAAUAGUCUUUAUUUACUAAAAAUAUUUGAUUAUACCAUUGAUUUAUUACAGUUAAAUGGGGCUCACACAGAACCUAAAUGAAUCUGUAAAUGGUUUGUUGUGGUCCACAAAAUAAAAAAUUUUUAUUAGCAAGUGGUAAGAUUUAUAACAUGACUUCUGAUGAACGCAGGGAAGAGAAAGAUAGCGAUUGUGACGCUUUUUCAGAAGUUUUGGAAUAUCUUCCACAGUGUCAUUCUUUGACCUGGGCAGACACUGAAUCGAGCGAGACACUUCCAGGGGCAUCAGCAAGCUUACAGCAUCCAUCUGUUUUUGGUCCGGGACAAAUACCAAUUCAACCCCGUGAGAAAGAUACGCAUGUUAGCAGUGUUGCUAAUAAACGAAAGUUCACAAUUUCAGAACAUAUAGUACGAAAUGUUCGGGCGCGAAAUGUUCUAACAGAGCUUUAUCCAAGAAUUCGCGGUGUAAGCUUGGUAGAGGCUGCAGCCGACCUGCUGACGAGUAGGGAGAAGGCGGUUUUUAGGAAAAAGCUCCAAGAAUCAGGCAUGGAAAAUGAGAACUUUCGAUACAAAGAAAUCUGCAAGUUGGCUGCGGUAAGUCAACGUUGCUUCGCACAAAUAAUGAAAAUCGACGAGCAGCUGCAGAAUGGGGAAAUGAAGAAGAGCACGUCUGCCCAAAAAAUUUCCCUAUCCACUUUCGAUUUUCUCCAAGGAGAGAAAGAGGACGAGCAGUAUUGUCUGUUGAGUGCAAUUGUGAAUGGCGAGGCAACGCUGAAGCACCUAAAUGCAGAAAAAAGGCAGCGGAGACGACGAGUAGCAACAGAACAGCCCUCAACAGCUACAACAUCUUCAUCUGCCGAGGGUGAUAUGGACGCCCUGACUUUUAAUUCAAAGUGCUGGAAAGCUUCCGAAUUUUCUGAACUAAAUGAUCAGGUCCGUCGAUUGAAAGGAUACAUCAAGACAAUGAAGGCUGAGCUAAAUGACGCAGAAGAAGAGAUCAGAAAGAAUCAACGUACUAUUUUCAAUUUGGAGGAAGAGGUGAAAAAUGUUUAUGAUGCCCUCAAAAGUAGAAGGACUCAUUUUGAUGAGUAUAGAAUUAAUGUCGAAAGGCGUUUACAAGCCAAAGACAAAACUAUAGCGGAACUCCAGUCUCAGCUCUCCAGCUUGACAGAAAACUGCAGUUCAAACCUGUUCAACAGCAGGCUAUUAGAGACAAAUGAGAUGUAUAAUUCAACUCCAGAGCCCAAAAAACUAGAAGAGGGCAACAGAAAAUAUACGAAAAGCGCUUUUAAGGCCCUACCUUUCACUGACAUCCUGGAAGAGAAUUCGGCAUCAACGGAUGCAAGCGAGAUGACGAGCAUUAUUCCAGGGCUGCAGCCCUUUGUUAAUCAAUCGUUUAUUUGUCAGCAUCCUCCUCCUUCCAAUCCCCCGAAUAAAGAAAUUAGUUCCGUCAACACAUGUUUUAUAUCUUAUGUUUUUGAAUUUUUAAACUUAUUAUAGAAUUUGGCAUUUCAGAAAAAGAAAUCUUUGGCUACUGUGUCUACGACAGCAAUAGAUGACGACUUCGAGGCUUACGUAGCUGGAUCGGCAGAACUCGAAAGUUCAUUCGCGGAGUCAGAAGGAGAUUUGUGUGAAGAAUCGGCUGCACAAGGUAUUGAGCUACUACAGUCCCUGUCAUUUGACUAUGAAAGCGACUCAGAACCCUCAAAUGACCGAAAAGACAAAGUACGAUUUUUCGUUAUCUUUCUUUCAAAUUUGCAAUAUCUUCU